Messenger RNA from Penicillium verhagenii, 6681 nucleotides. Its product is annotated as ATP-dependent RNA helicase BRR2. The record is from RefSeq and is a predicted model, not a curated record. Gene Ontology annotation, cellular component: nucleus. Gene Ontology annotation, molecular function: ATP hydrolysis activity; ATP binding; nucleic acid binding. Bases 1 to 6681 code for a protein of 2226 amino acids. Lineage: Eukaryota; Fungi; Ascomycota; Eurotiomycetes; Eurotiales; Aspergillaceae. The transcript has a single exon.
AUGGCGGACCAAAAUAUUUCUCAGUAUAAGUAUUCGGCGAUGUCCAACCUGGUUCUCCAGGCGGACCGUCGUUUUAUCAGCCGAACCACCGAUGAGGCUACCGGAGACCCCGAGUCUCUUGCAGGCCGCAUUGGAAUCCGAGAGAUGGGCUCCCGCAUAGCACGCGACGAUGCACCCAAGUCGAAAAAGAAGGCCGGUCCGAACGAAAUCGAACGGGGUGCGAUUCACGAGGGUGAAGACGUUUUGUCUCGCGAACAGAAGAAGCGCGGACGUGGCCAGCCAGCACAAUUACGAGGCCAAGGAAUUCUCUCCGCCGCCGAUGCCCUCAUCGAAGGUUUAAAAUAUCGCCCUCGAACACCUGCGACUCGAGCAACUUACGACCUUAUUCUCACAAUUACCGGAAGCAACCUUGGCGAUGUACCCCACGAGGUCGUUCGAAGUGCCGCCGAUGCCGUUUUGGAAUACCUCAAGGAUGAAGAUCUGAAAGAUUUCGACAAGAAGAAGGAAAUUGAUGAUCUGAUGGGUAGUACUAUGAACCCGAAAGAGUUCAAUGAGCUUGUGAACCUUGGUAAGAAAAUUACGGAUUACGAGGCACAAGACGAGGACGAGGACAUGGACGGUGGCUUCGACGAUGCAGGUUCGGAACUCGAUGAACGCCAGGGUGUUGCUGUUGUCUUCGACGAAGAAGACGAAGACGAAGAGCGCAUAGGCACCGUUGACGAAAUCCGAGACGAGGACAGCGAUGAGGACGAAGCAGACGACCAAGAACCAGCCGAUAUCGACCAAUCAGCCGCCCAAGAGCCGGAUAACGAGGAUGAAAUGGUCAUUGAUGGUGGUCUUGACGGUGAUAAUAAGGCUGGAGAUAAAGCUGGGCUGAAUGUUUCGGCUCGCGAGAUCGACGCCUACUGGCUGCAACGACAGAUCGGUGCUUUAUACGAAGACGCCCAUACUCAACAAGAGAAAACACAACAAGCUUUGGAGGUUCUUGGCGGUCAGGCAGAGGAUGGAUCCGAAAAACCGCUACGUGACGUUGAAAACGAUUUGAUGGAGCUUUUCGACUACGAGCAUGCGGAAGUUGUCGCAAAAUUGGUAACAAAUCGUGACAAAGUCGUCUGGGCUACUCGUUGGAGACAAGUUGCCGAAGAUGCCGAUGCGCGAAAUCUUGUUGAAAGCCAGAUGGUUGAGGCUGGACACCGGGGUAUCUUGGAUGAAAUCCGCGGAAAGACUGCUCGUGAUGACCUCCUUGAUCGCCCAGAGAAAAAGAUGAAGCUGGAUCUGAUGGACGUCGAUAUUCCUUCAGCACCAACAGACGAUGAGAAGAAGCCAGCGACUGAAGGUGGUUUGAUCGGCGGUCUGCAACCCAAGAAGCUUAUCAACCUCGAGAACCUCGUUUUCCACCAGGGUAAUCAUCUGAUGACCAACCCAAAUGUCAAGCUUCCCCAGGGCUCAACAAAGCGUACUUUCAAGGGUUACGAGGAGAUCCAUGUCCCGCCGCCCAAAGCUAAGCGGGAAGCCGGAGAGAAGAACAUCCCUACCACAGAGUUGCCUGAUUGGGCUCGCGUUGGAUUUGGAAGUUCCAAAGAGCUGAACCGGAUCCAGACCAAGUGUUACCCUUCAGCAUUCCACGACGACGGCAAUCUCCUCGUCUGUGCUCCCACAGGUUCCGGAAAAACCAACGUUGCUAUGCUGACUAUCCUGCGGGAAAUCGGUAAGCAUCGCAAUCCGGAAACUGGAGAGAUUAUGCUGGACGACUUCAAGGUCAUCUAUAUCUCCCCUCUCAAGGCCCUGGUGCAGGAGCAAGUUGGAAACCUUGGCAAGCGUCUCGAGCCAUAUGGCAUCCGAGUGUCUGAGCUAACUGGUGAUCGCCAGCUCACCAAGCAGCAAAUUGCCGACACCCAGAUCAUUGUUACCACCCCGGAAAAGUACGAUGUUAUCACAAGAAAGGCAUCCGAAACUAGCUACACCAAUCUGGUGCGUCUUAUUGUCAUUGACGAGAUUCACCUUCUCCACGAUGAUCGUGGUCCCGUCCUUGAAAGCAUUGUCAGUCGCACAAUUCGCCGUGUCGAACAGACUGGUGAUCCUGUGCGAAUUGUUGGUCUCAGUGCCACCCUUCCCAACUACCGUGACGUUGGAAGUUUCCUGCGCGCGGAUCCUGAGAAGGGAGUCUUCCAUUUCGAUGGCUCAUACCGUCCUUGCCCUCUCAAGCAGGAGUUCAUCGGUGUCACAGACAAGAAAGCCAUUAAGCAGCUCAAGACCAUGAAUGACAUUUGCUAUAAUAAGGUUCUGGAGCAAGUUGGUCAACGCCGAAACCAGAUGCUUAUCUUCGUCCACUCACGAAAGGAGACCGCGAAAACGGCCAAGUAUAUCCGCGACAAGGCGAUCGAGAUGGAAACGAUUGGACAGAUCCUUCGCAGUGAUGCUGCUAGCCGUGCCAUUUUGGCCGAGGAGGCAGAGUCUAUUGAUGAUGCUUCCCUCAAGGACCUUCUUCCUUAUGGUCUGGGUAUUCACCACGCUGGUUUGAGUCUUGCGGAUCGUGAUUCCGUCCAGGCACUUUUUGCCGAUGGUAGUAUUCAGGUUCUUGUGUGUACUGCCACCCUGGCUUGGGGUGUCAACCUCCCUGCGCACACAGUCAUUAUUAAGGGAACCCAAGUCUACUCUCCCGAGAAGGGUAGCUGGGUCGAGCUGAGCCCUCAGGAUGUUCUGCAGAUGCUUGGACGUGCUGGUCGACCUCAAUAUGACACAUUCGGAGAGGGUAUCAUUAUCACUACUCAAGCUGAGAUACAAUACUACCUCUCUCUUCUGAACCAACAAUUGCCAAUUGAAUCUCAACUCGUCAGCAAGCUUGCAGACAACUUGAACGCUGAAAUCGUUCUUGGCAAUGUUCGCAAUCGCGAUGAAGGUGUGGAAUGGCUAGGCUACACCUAUCUUUAUGUUCGCAUGCUUCGUUCGCCAGGAUUGUACAGUGUCGGUACGGAUUACGAGAAUGAUGACUCGUUGGAACAGAAGCGGGUUGAUCUUAUUCACUCUGCUGCUGCCGUUCUUGAGAAAGCUGGAUUGGUCAAGUAUGAGAAAAAGACAGGACGACUCCAGGCAACCGAGCUUGGUCGGAUUUCAUCUCAUUACUACAUUGGCCACAACUCCAUGCUCACCUAUUCUCAACAUCUUCAGCCUUCCAUCACUACCAUCGAGUUGUUCCGCAUUUUCGCCCUUAGUGACGAGUUCAAGUAUAUCCCCGUCCGCCAAGAUGAGAAAUUGGAGCUAGGCAAGCUCUUGGGCCGAGUACCGGUCCCUGUCAAGGAAACCAUCGACGAGCCUCACGCGAAGAUUAACGUUUUGCUUCAAGCCUAUAUCUCUCGCCUCAAGUUGGACGGUUUGGCGCUGAUGGCCGACAUGGUCUACGUCACACAGUCUGCUGGUCGUAUUAUCCGGGCCAUUUUCGAGAUUUGCUUGAAAAAGGGAUGGACAUCUGUGGCCAAGACUGCGCUCGAUCUCUGCAAGAUGGCCGAGAAGCGUAUGUGGCCCACAAUGUCCCCUCUGCGCCAGUUCCCUACAUGCCCCAGAGAUAUUCUGCAGAAGGCUGAGCGUAUCGACGUGCCGUGGUCCAGCUACUUUGACUUGGACCCCCCGCGCAUGGGUGAACUUCUCGGUAUGCCCAAGGCUGGACGUGUUGUGUGUGAUCUUGUCUCCAAGUUUCCUCGACUUGAAGUUCAGGCUCAAGUCCAACCAAUCACUCGUUCCUUGCUGCGUGUUGAGUUGACCCUUUCUCCCAACUUUGUCUGGGAUGAUGCUGUGCACGGUAAUGCUCAGGAUUUCUGGAUCUUGGUGGAAGACUGUGAUGGCGAAGAGAUCUUGUUCCAUGAUCGUUUCCUCCUGCGCCGUGAGUUUGCCCUGGCCGAGAUGAAUGAACACCUUGUUGAAUUCACCGUCCCCAUUACGGAGCCGAUGCCCCCCAACUACUUCAUCUCCUUGGUCUCUGAUCGCUGGAUGCACUCUGAGACGAAGAUCGCGGUUUCUUUCCAAAAGCUUGUUCUACCGGAGCGAUUCCCUCCCCACACCCCCUUGUUGGAUAUGCAGCGCGCACCUGUCAAGGCCUUGAAGCGUGACGAGUACCAGAAGCUCUACCCUGACUGGGAGCACUUCAACAAAAUUCAAACACAGGUCUUCAAGUCUGUCUUUGAUUCGGAUGACAAUGUCUUCAUUGGUGCCCCAACUGGCAGCGGCAAGACAGUCUGCGCCGAGCUGGCUCUCCUUCGCCACUGGUCAACCGAGAACACAGGUCGUGCAGUGUACAUUGCUCCCUUCCAGGAACUUGUUGACCUUCGCCUAGCCGACUGGCAGAAGCGAUUGAGCGGUCUUGGUGGCGGUAAAACCAUUCUGAAGCUUACUGGGGAGACUACCGCCGACCUCAAGCUUCUUGAAAAGGCUGAUCUUGUUCUUGCCACACCUGUCCAGUGGGACGUGUUGUCUCGGCAAUGGCAAAGACGCAAGAACGUCCAGACGGUGCAAUUAUUCAUUGCUGAUGAGCUGCACAUGCUGGGUGGCUACGGCGGUUAUGUCUACGAGGUUGUCGUUUCCCGUAUGCACUACGUCGCACUUCAGACUGAAAAUGCCAUGCGCAUUGUCGGACUGAGUGUCCCGCUUGCCAAUGCUCGUGACAUUGGAGAGUGGAUUGGCGCUAAUAAGCAUACUAUCUACAACUUCAGCCCGAACGCCAGGCCGAUUCCCCUCGAACUUCACAUUCAAUCAUUCACCAUUCCUCAUUUCCCCUCCCUGAUGCUCGCAAUGUCCCGACCAGCCUACCAAUCCAUUUUGCAACUGUCGCCGGACAAGCCCGCUUUGAUUUUCGUGCCCAGCCGAAAGCAGACCCGUUCUACGGCCAUGGAUCUGCUAGCGGCCUGUGGUAUGGAUGAUAACGAGGACAGAUUCUUGAACGCAGAUGUCAAGGAGCUGGAGCCCCUUCUCAGCCGUGUCCAGGAGCAGACACUUGCAACCUCUUUAUCUCACGGAAUCGGAUAUUUCCAUGAGGCAUUGAGCCCUACUGACAAGCGUAUUGUCUCGCAUCUUUUCAGCAUCGGUGCCAUCCAAGUACUUCUGGCUUCGCGUGAUUGCUGUUGGGAAUUGGACGUGACUGCUCAUCUCGUUAUUGUUAUGAACACUCAGUUCUUCGAUGGCCGCGAGCAUCGUUACAUCGAUUACCCUAUCAGUGAGAUCCUUCAGAUGUUCGGCAAGGCUUCUCGACCUGGCCAAGAUAAGAUUGGUCGUGGUGUUUUGAUGGUGCCUGCUGUUAAGCGUGAAUAUUACAAGAAGUUCCUUAGCGAGGCCCUCCCCGUUGAGAGUCACCUGCAAAUGUAUUUGCACGACGCCUUUGUCACUGAGGCCAGUACCAAGACCGUCGCUUCCACUCAGGAUGCAGUAGACUGGAUGACUUAUACAUACUUCUACCGCCGUCUUCUGGCCAACCCCAGUUUCUACGGUCUCGGCGACGUGAGUCACGAGGGACUCAGUACCUUCCUGUCUGAGCUUGUCGAGAAUACCCUCAAGGAGUUGUCUGAGGCCAAGAUCAUUGAUCUGGAUGAGGAGGAUGACAGUGUCUCUCCGCUAAAUGCUGCCAUGAUUAGCGCGUACUACAACAUUUCCUUCAUCACCAUGCAAACCUUCUUGCUGUCCCUUUCGGCUCGCACAAAGCUGAAGGGAAUUCUGGAGAUUAUCACCUCUGCUACCGAAUUCGAGUCCAUCCAAAUGCGUCGUCAUGAGGAACACAUUCUUCGACGAAUCUACGACCGUUGUCCGGUUAAGAUGUCCGAAGCUUCCUUUGAGUCGCCCCAUUUCAAGGCGUUUGUCCUUCUUCAGGCUCACUUCUCCCGUAUGCAACUGCCAAUCGAUCUCGCCAAGGACCAGGAAGACAUUAUUCGCAAGGUCCUCAAUCUCCUUAGUGCCUGUGUGGAUGUGCUUUCUUCCGAAGGCCAUCUCAACGCUAUGAACGCCAUGGAGUUGUCGCAGAUGCUAGUUCAAGCCAUGUGGGACCGUGAUAGCCCCCUUAAGCAAAUUCCCCACUUCUCCCCUGAAGUUAUUGAUGUUGCCAAGGAAUACAAGUAUGUCCAUCCACCCCCUAUAUUUCAUUCACGAUCAGCUGCUAAUAUGGAUAUUUUCUACAGCAUUAAUGAUAUCUUUGAGUUCAUGGAUGCCAUGGACCCAUCCGAGAACAAGGACUACGCUGCAUUGGUCAAGCGUUUGGGCUUGAACAACAAGCAGUUGGCACAGGCGGCAGCUUUCACCAACGAGAAGUAUCCCAACAUCGAGCUGGACUUCGAGGUUGAAGAUCCUGAGAGCAUCACAUCGGGCGACCCUGCCUACCUCAAGGUCAAGAUUGAACGUGAGGUGGAAGAGGACGAGGAACCCGAUACCGUUGUCCACGCCCCAUUCUACCCCAGCGAAAAGAUGGAGAACUGGUGGCUUGUGGUCGGUGAUGAGAAAACCAAGAACCUGUUGGCUAUCAAGCGUGUCACUAUCGGUCGCAAGCUGGAGUUGCGCCUUGAAUAUGUUGUGCCCACGCCUGGUGAGCAUGAGCUCACUCUCUACCUGAUGAGUGACAGUUAUGUCGGUGUGGAUCAGGCCCCCACAUUUACUGUCACCGCAGCUGAGGGAAUGGAUGAGGAUGAGAGCGAAGAGGACGACGAGUAA